Messenger RNA from Monomorium pharaonis (pharaoh ant), 1012 nucleotides. RefSeq names its product ATP synthase mitochondrial F1 complex assembly factor 2. Gene Ontology annotation, cellular component: mitochondrion. The coding region runs from base 75 to 923 and encodes 282 amino acids. The transcript has 6 exons. Lineage: Eukaryota; Metazoa; Arthropoda; Insecta; Hymenoptera; Formicidae. Gene Ontology annotation, biological process: mitochondrial proton-transporting ATP synthase complex assembly. The record is from RefSeq and is a predicted model, not a curated record.
AAUGACCUGAAACGACGCGAUGACUGCUCUCAGGCACUCUCAGGUUCCUCUUUCGUUUCGAAAAGAAGAUAUUAAUGACUAAUAUGCCACAAAUACUUAAUAAAUUGGUUAAUUCAAUGUAUUAUUUUACACGUCGUAAAUUUGCGCCAGCUUUUUUAGUUGUAAGAAAUAUGGCCACUGUCAAACGAUUUUAUAGAAGGACAAAUAUAAUUUCAAGUGGCGACAAAUUUGAGAUUACUUUGGAUCAGAAAAAGCUGAAAACACCACAAGGUAGAAUAUUUGAGGUGAAUAGCAAACCUUUGGCUUUAGCAGUAGCUGCAGAAUGGGAUGCACAGAAGGACACAAUCGACAGAGGGAGCAUGCACCUGACAUCCUUGUGCAAUACUGUAUUGGACAAUCCGCAUAAUCACUCCAAAAUAGAUUUGGUCAAUCAUAUGGUGAAUUGUUUAGAAAUAGAUACAAUUUUGUUUUAUUCGAGUGAGGUGGAUGAACUGUAUCAGUUACAAGUUGAAAAAUGGGAACCUAUAGUUUGUUGGUUUUGCGAACAUUAUGAUGUAGAUAUUGCGAGAACUCAGAGUAUAGAAGCACCUACAGUAUCUACGGAGACCAAAGCUGCAUUAACAAAACAUUUAUUGUCACAUAAUUUCAAUAGUAUUUAUGGUCUUGUAUAUGCAGUGGAUGGAUUAAAAUCAGUUAUUCUAACUCUUGCCACAGCUGCAAAAGUAAUUAAUAUCCCGGAAGCUGUAAAUCUCUCACGUCUAGAAGAAGAAUAUCAGAUAUCUCACUGGGGAAACGUGGAGUGGCAUCACGAGUACAGCAAACAAGAUCUGCAAGCUCGUCUAUCAGCGGCAAUGUUAUUCGUAUAUUUAAACUCUCAUUCCACCACUUUUCGACUCAAAAAUGAGACUCCUAAUGUAAGUUGAUCUUAUUUUGAUUACUAAAUUAUUAAUCACUACGUCAAUAGAUAUAAAAUUUGUAUAAAAUAAAAAAACAAUGUAAUAUAACAUUGUAA